GGCUCUCCUUGAGUCGGACGGUAUCCAAUCAGAUUCCAGUUUGCUGUCACCAGGAAGCAGACGACGCUUGGAAACGCUUUGUCCAGCACGUAAACAAAGAACCGGAACUGUCGGGUUACCGGACGGCCCGGUUUGUUUUUAACGGGAGAAAUCUGAUUUUUAAGCGGCCACACGACGCAGCUGUCGGCCUGACUUCACCCUCACAGCGGUGGACGUUAAACCGAGCUUAACCCGGCACGGCUCGGCUCGAUAAUGCCGUUAACGUCACGUGUUUGUACCCGGUUCACACGGUAACGUUUCCUCCGUCUCUCUGACUAACCGGACAUGGCCAGCACCGUGUUACAGGUCGGUACCGGCGUGUUUGUCAUCGCCAUGGUUUGGAUCGCGGCUCUGGUGUUCGGGACGAUGCUGCUGAGAGCGUCCGGGUCAGCCAGGCGUUAUCCCUGUCUUCCUCCUGGCUCUCACCAUCACUCUGGCACUGGUGUUUUUCCCUCGCAGCCCCGAGACAACUCCCCCCUUCAAAGAGAUAGAGAUAGUCGACUCUUUGUUCAUCGGCCGCUACGUCUUGUUGGCCGUGGUGAGCGCGGUCUUUCUGGUGGUGUUCUUCAUACUGCUCCCCUUUCAUUUCCUGGAGCCGGUCUAUGCCAAGGCCUUAAGAAUGCACUGAAGCUGCCAGGGUCAAAGCUGGCACCGGGAUCCCAUCACUGAUGUACACAAGACAAGCUGAUGAGACUCACACACACACUCACCGCUUCAUGUGGAAACAGACUACAGAAUGCAUCCCAAACACAAACAGCAGGAGAGACGGUGUUUUCUUCAUGGCCGACUGUUUGCUGCUUGUCGACUGUUUAUGUACAAAUGAGAUAUCCCACAGUGCCCUUGUUGUUUAUUCCUAUUUUGUAUCAUUUAAUAAUGAGAUGAAUAAAUCGUUUCUUAUUUGACGUGUGUAAAGUUCGACCAGCACUGAAACAUUCCUUCCAUCUUUUUAGAAAGAAAUCAAAUAUUUAGGUUGCUCCAUUGAUUUGUCUUCUUUUUAUUGCUUGAUCUCACAUGUUCAUUCAACUGGACUGAACAAUCUUUAGUACAUAUGUUUAAUAUUGUACAUGGUCCCUGCAGCCCAUUUAUUUACUGCUUUUCCAGAAUAUUCUGUACCAAACUGAUGAAUAAGAUUAAAUCCCCUCAGUGAGUUUUUAGUUUUU
Messenger RNA from Larimichthys crocea (large yellow croaker), 1199 nucleotides. It is a transcript of the gene tmem218, whose product is annotated as transmembrane protein 218. The transcript has 3 exons. The coding region runs from base 325 to 708 and encodes 127 amino acids. Lineage: Eukaryota; Metazoa; Chordata; Actinopteri; Sciaenidae. The record is from RefSeq and is a predicted model, not a curated record.